Molecule: messenger RNA, 1637 nt
Organism: Nilaparvata lugens (brown planthopper)
Lineage: Eukaryota; Metazoa; Arthropoda; Insecta; Hemiptera; Delphacidae
Exons: 3
Coding region: 159-902 (247 amino acids)
Source: RefSeq, a predicted model, not a curated record
GAAACUCCUCACUUCGACUUAUUAGGUUCUACAAUAGAGAAACAAUAGCUUUCAACAGCUUGGGCACCCAUAACCAUUUGCAAGAGGUUAAUUUAAUUGGAAAGAGUAAUAUUUGUUAAAUUCUGAAAUAUUGAAAAACUUUUCUACAAUAACGAAUUAUGAAUCUCAGUGUUCAUCUAAUAUUUAUGUGUCUGACUUCAGGAUCAAUAUGGGUCAACUUGAGCGCAGAGAACUUGGAUGUUGAGGAUGUUGAUAAACUGGAGAAAAUAGCAUCUCUCAUUAUGGGUUCAUACAAGGAGGCAAAACACACGUUGCUAUCUGAUGCAAUACAAACUUCUCCGGAAUACAAAAAUCUGUUGUUAUCGAAGACGAUCCCCGAUUUGAUAAAAACUGAACAAGACCGCGAAAUAUUCGAGCUUCGAGUGACUAGAUACAUAGAGUGCUUUGUAGAGGAUGAGGAGGAUGAUAAACUAGUAUUCUAUGUUAAUCUUUAUAUCUCAGAGCUCUCCAAAAACGUGAACUUCGAGAACCAAUGCAUUGACGAGGAAAUUGAGACUUACAAAUUUCUAAAGUUUUUGAAAGAACAAAAUACAGGGAAUGAUGAAGAUUUGAAUAGUUUGAUAAGAUCUAUUGAAAGGACAAGCUACAUUGUGGAUGUAGCUAUGUAUUUAGUCGCCAGAAUCGAGCUAGCUCAGAGCUAUAUGAAUGUUCCGAAAAGCGAGGUGGAUGCCUAUGAAGUCUUGUACCAAGCCAUAACUGAGAAAAAAUUUAAAAAUGUUUUGGAAAGUGUUAGAAAAUGGGAUAGGCCGGUAGUUAAGAUCAUGAAUGAAGUUAUCGACAUGAUGGAAAGAAUUUACGGGAGUCUGGAAAGUGUGGGAUUGAAUGAACAUGAAUCGGAGUAGGGCGAGGAUGAGGAGGAGGAUGAGGAGUAGUAGUAGUAGUAGUAGUAGGAGGAGGAGGAAUAGGAGGAGGAGGAGGAGGAGGUGUAGAAGGUGAAGGGAGAGAAUGAGAAGGAUGAUGAGGAGAGGAGGAUGCAUUCUAAAAGAUGUAAGCGCUUUUCACGGAUCUAGGAAGAAUUGAAUGGAGUAUGGAUCAGAAGGGUAAUUAUGCUUGUAAGCAUCAAUGAUAUGGAUUUGAGAUUUAAAGACAGUAUCAAUAAUAUGGAUCUCACAUUCAAAGACAUAUCAAUUAUAUGGCUCUAAAAGUUCAGAAAUGGCUGCAUUCAAUUUUAGAAAGAUUUUGAAUAAUUUAAUACUCGAACACUGCUAUUUUUUAAUAAUUCAAUACACGAACUCUGUUCUGGUCUGCAUUAUCCUAUAGAUAGCAUUGUGAUACGUGUCUCGAAAUUAGGAUUAGUGGAUCUGGGAUGUGAUUGGGUGUAGCUGAGAAUGAUAAUUAUUAACUAUAUUUUUAGGUCUGUUCGACGGUUUCUUCCGAUUACUUUUAUCAAUCAAGAUCAAAUGUUCGGCAAAAAUUCUUCGAAAAAUGAGAACUAGAACAUCAUUUUCAUUGAGAUCUAGAAUAAUUUGUCCAUUAAUCAACUUUAGAUGUUCAACACAUAUUCUUUUAAAAAAUGAGGAAUAAAUAGUUAUUUGUGCAACUAGUGCGCAAAGUGACAGUUUGCUGCACCGAAAGAA